Messenger RNA from Polyodon spathula (Mississippi paddlefish), 2408 nucleotides. Its product is annotated as Wilms tumor protein homolog. The record is from RefSeq and is a predicted model, not a curated record. Gene Ontology annotation, cellular component: nucleus. The coding region runs from base 361 to 1596 and encodes 411 amino acids. Gene Ontology annotation, biological process: regulation of transcription by RNA polymerase II. The transcript is spliced from 9 exons. Lineage: Eukaryota; Metazoa; Chordata; Actinopteri; Acipenseriformes; Polyodontidae. Gene Ontology annotation, molecular function: DNA-binding transcription factor activity, RNA polymerase II-specific; RNA polymerase II cis-regulatory region sequence-specific DNA binding.
CUCCAAUGCAAACAGACACAUGAGCAAAGGAGUCCCAGACAGCUCCCACACUUAAAGACUCCCUCACACUCUCCCCAUUGACUUCUAAUUGACAGCCUCAAGCAGUAAUCAAGGACACGGGUGUUUAAGGACCAAAGCAAUUCAGGCUACAUGGACUCUGACCCUGUUGGGUAGCAUCUUUUUUAACUGGAAAAGACACAAAUAAAUCCAGCAAGCACUGUGUUUAAUCCAAUAUAUCGGGCAAAGGAUUGUUUUGGGAAAAAAAUUAAACAGUGUUUAGUGCUUAAGAACCUCCAGUUAUUAUCUCUCUUGCUUUUCUUAUUAUUUUAAAGGUUUUGAAAGGAGGCAGCUCUGGAUCUCAUGGGUUCGGAUGUGCGGGAUCUCAAUGCUAUGCUGCCAGUGUCUCUCCCUGCGGGCAAUGGCAGCUGCACCUUGCCGGUCAGUAAUCCUGCUCAAUGGGCUCCAGUCUUAGACUUCCACCCAGGUGCCCCUUACAGCUCCUUUAUCAAGCAAGAGCCCAACUGGAACUCCGCUGACCCCCACGAUGAUCACUGCGGACUCAGUGCUUUCACGGUUCACUUUUCUGGUCAAUUCAGUGGCACUGGAGCUUGUAGGUAUGGGUCCUUUGGGGCUCCACCACCAAAUCAACCACCUCCCAGCCAGGCAAGGAUGUUCUCAAAUGGCCCCUACCUGGCAAACUGCAUGGAAACACAACCAGCUUCCAGGAACCAGGGGUACAGCACAGUUGGUUUUGAAGGGACUGCUAACUAUGGACACACUCCCUCUCAUCACACAUCACAGUUCUCCAACCAUUCCUUCAAACACGAAGACCCAAUGAACCAACAACCAACAAUAGGAGACCAGCAGUACUCCAUGCCUCCUCCAGUAUAUGGCUGCCACACCCCAACAGACAGCUGUGCAGGGAGCCAGGCCAUGCUACUGAGAAACCCAUACAACAGUGACAACCUAUACCAAAUGGCCUCACAGCUUGAAUGUAUGGGCUGGAACCCUGUUAGCACACUGGCACCUACAAUGAAAAGCCACACAACAGGUUAUGAAAGUGACCACAAUGGGCCCUUGUUGUACAGCUGUAGCGCACAGUACAGAAUACACACACACGGUGUCUUCAGAGGCCUCCAGGAUGUUCGGAGAGUGCCAGGAGUUACUCCUGCCAUUGUGAGGUCAUCUUCAGAAGCCAAUGAAAAACGGCCGUUUAUGUGUGCAUAUCCUGGCUGCAACAAGAGAUAUUUCAAAUUGUCCCAUUUACAGAUGCAUAGCAGGAAACAUACAGGUGAGAAACCCUACCAGUGUGACUUCAAAGAUUGUGGAAGGAGAUUUUCUCGAUCGGACCAGCUUAAAAGACACCAGAGAAGACAUACAGGAGUAAAACCAUUUCAGUGUGAAACCUGUCAGAGAAAAUUCUCUCGGUCUGAUCACCUUAAGACUCACACCAGGACUCAUACAGGUAAAACAAGUGAGAAACCCUUUAACUGCCGCUGGCCCAGCUGUCAGAAGAAGUUUGCGAGAUCUGACGAACUGGUGCGCCAUCACAACAUGCACCAGCGGAACAUAACCAAGCUCCAGUUAGCACUCUAAAAACCAUGCCAGGAAAUAUAACAGUUAAAUAAAACGACACAACUUGCAUUCAAAUUAGAACACUCUGAUUAUAGAAAGAAAUUUUUAACAACUGUAAGGAUUUUGAAACUCUUGCCUAUGUAUUGCCCUGGCGUUGUGGGGAGAGGCUGGCUUUUCAUAACUCAGAGUGCAGCUGUGACUUCGGAUGGAUGAAAUACGUAAUAUGCAAAGUGUGCCACAUUAUUCUCCCCCUAUGUACAGUACCUUGCCAACCUCGUAACACUCUUAAAUAACACAUCGUUAUAUCAGUGACUUAGCACAGCAUAAACCCAUAUGAGGCCAUAUUUACGAUGACCCUAAAGGUUAUUGUGGACCUUUAGGCUUUAAUAACUGUUGCUGUAAUAACCUUUGCACAGGAAGUGAAUGUGUAAUGGCAGGUUUAAUUAGCUUCACCCAAUACAUUCUGGAAACAGACUCUGCAAAUGGAUAUCUUACCUCUUAACAACAUUUGCAGAGUCUGUUCCCAGAAUGUAUUGGGCAAAGCUAAUUAAACCUGCCAUUACACAUUUACUUCCUGUGCAACAGUUAUUACAGCCCCACCUGAGCCUCACACUCACAGUCUAGGGUUCUGUUUGGGGGGUCAGAUGGUGUAAGACUAGCAGCUGUAUGGAAAGUGAACACAGUGGCAGGAUUAAUUGGCUUCACUUGAAUUCAAGUGAAAUUAAACAAAAUUCUCUUCCAAGAAAAUGAUUUCAAAGGCUUGGCUAGAACCCAGUUAUAGACACUGACAAAUUAAAACCACGAAAAAACUGUGAUCUCUUAUUAUUAUUAUU